Molecule: messenger RNA, 705 nt
Organism: Clonostachys rhizophaga
Lineage: Eukaryota; Fungi; Ascomycota; Sordariomycetes; Hypocreales; Bionectriaceae
Source: the annotation of a GenBank genome assembly
AUGGCCCCUCCGCGAUCCAGCGCGGGUGGCAGCCGGCGGCAUCGCAGUACGUUAUCUAUGCAGAAGACAGAAAUCCUCAUCAAUGUCUACGAUCUGCUGCCGCCUGGACGACUUUCUUCUAUCCUAUGGACCGUCGGAGCCGGCCUCCUCCAUUCUGCCGUCGUCAUCAAUGGGAAAGAGUAUGCCUAUGGCGGGCAUGACCAUAAGAAUUUAACCGGCGUUUAUUGGACCAGACCCAAGACUGAGCCUCCGGGAGGUACCUUCAGAUGUGAAAUCCUUCACGGAUUUACCCUAGCAAGCGACGAAGAGAUCGAAAACGUGAUUCGAGAAGCAUCGGAAGAGUUUCAAGGAACGGCAUACAACCUUCUCACGCGGAACUGCAACCACUUUACAUCAUACCUGUGCCAGAAGCUCACAGGAACACCUGGUCCUGCAUGGCUGAACCGCGCAGCAGCCAUUGGUGUUGCAUUUCCGUGUGUCGUGCCGCAAGAAUGGAUCGAGCCGCCCGACUAUGACACCGCUGAGGGCGCUCUUCUGGGAGAGGAGUCUGUGGAUGAGCGCGCGCGUAUGCUUGGGAGAUCACAAGACGCUCCACAUAUUCUGGGUACUGGAUCACGCAGCAAUGAAGAAUGGGCUGGCGACAGUCAUGGUAGUGGAAGCAAGGGUAAGAGACAGUAUAGCGUGAGCCAGACCUCUCUGGGAUAA